Molecule: messenger RNA, 1166 nt
Organism: Emiliania huxleyi CCMP1516
Lineage: Eukaryota; Haptophyta; Isochrysidales; Noelaerhabdaceae
Exons: 2
Coding region: 20-703 (227 amino acids)
Source: RefSeq, a predicted model, not a curated record
AGGAGAGAGUCGUCUAGCAAUGAGGAUCCUGUCAGCAGCCGCCCUCCUAUCGGGCGUCGCCGGCCAGAUCUGGAACCCGUUCGGCAGCGGGCAGGCCACAUACUCGUACGACCCGGCGACCGCGGUCGAGCGCGAGUUCGACGGCAUCGCUGCGGCCUCUUUUGACGUGCCGCCGCCACCGCCGUGGACCGCGCCCUCGCCUCCGCCAAGCCCGCCACCGCCGUCUCCGCCCAAACCGCCUCCCGAACCGGCCUGCUGGUACCGCGGCCGCAAGGUGGACUACUCGUACUGCGUCGCUCCUCCGCCGCCGCAACCCAACCCUCCUCCGCCGCCGCCGCCGUCGCCCGAGCCGCCGCCGCCGCCAGUCUACCUGUGGUGCACGGUGGACGAGAACUCGACGAACUCGUCGUGCGCCAACGCGACGGUGUGGGAGGACCCCGAUCUGUACACCCUCAACAUGAUCUUCCUCGGCAGCUGCGCCUCUGCGCUCGGCCUUGCGGCGUACGCGUAUUCAAAGGAGGGCGACCCGACCUCCGUCGCCGGCGCCGCGACCCGCAACUUCAAGCUUGCCGUGGGUGCUCCCACGACGCUGACGGACCCGAUCCCGGGCGGCAAGCCCACCACCAAAACGAAGGCGUACACCGGGCUCCCCAAGUCCUACAAGUCCGCGCCAAAGCCCUCGCCAAAGCCCUCCCUGGUGUGAUUCGGUCGACAAUGGCCCGGAGCUGUUUGUCCCACGGCGGUUUGGGGCGGGGAUAGGGAGGCCGUAAAGGCGCGCAGCAGGCGGGAGGCCGCAGCGGGUACAUGGCCCAUGGCCCAUAGGUACGUCGCCGGUGAUGCGCAUCGAUGCGGAGAGAGCCAUCGCCUUAGAGAGGCCUGUCGGGAGAGGUGUGCCGUGUCUGAGGGUGCGCUGUCCCACCUCAGAGGCUCUUGUACCUUGUGCCCGCCUCAUUAACUCUCUCUGUUACAGUCGAGACCGCGAGCAAUCUCUCUCGUAGCACUCGUGCGUACCGUACCCACACCUCUCACGCUCCGCAAAGGACCAACCAGUCGCCACACACACACACACUCCGCGCACCGCGGACCGCGCACUUCCCACGAGGCACACGACACAAACACGACACAAAGAGUGAAGAGUGUAAAAAAAAAGCAACCCGAGAGAGGCA